Molecule: messenger RNA, 2603 nt
Organism: Rhododendron vialii
Lineage: Eukaryota; Viridiplantae; Streptophyta; Magnoliopsida; Ericales; Ericaceae
Product: receptor-like serine/threonine-protein kinase SD1-7
Exons: 7
Coding region: 61-2532 (823 amino acids)
Biological process (GO): recognition of pollen; protein phosphorylation
Molecular function (GO): protein serine/threonine kinase activity; ATP binding
Source: RefSeq, a predicted model, not a curated record
AACUCAAAUAAAGCAAACCAUGAAACAGUUUCUGUUAAUCAAGAGGCCAUGAAUUGAACAAUGGUCCUUCUCCUCAUCCUCCUCUCCCUCUUCACCUCUCUCUUCCUGCCCACCAGAUUCGCCGCCCCACUUUACACGCUAUCCCUGAACCAAACACUCGCAGAUGCCACCAACGGAACGCUAGUUUCCGCUGGUGAAUCCUUCGAGUUAGGCUUCUUCUCUCCGCUAAACUCUGAAAACCGUUACGUUGGAAUAUGGUUCAAGCAAGUCUCACUACAAACCCCCAUUUGGGUGGCAAACAAGGACGACCCAAUAACAGAUUCAUCUGGUGUCCUCACAAUCACCCCCACUGGCAACGUAAUCAUCACUUCAGACCAAACAAAUCCCAUUUGGUCAUCAAAUACAACAAUAUUAUCUGGGUCAGCCAGUCCUGUUUUGAAACUCCUAGACACCGGCAACCUCGUUGUGGUCGAUAGCAAUACAGGGAAUUAUUCAUGGCAAAGCUUCGAUCACCCGUGUGAUACUUUAGUACCCGGAAUGAAGCUGGGAUGGGAUCUUUCAAAAAACCAAGAGUGGUACUUAACGUCGUGGAAUAGUUUGCCAGAUCCAUCCACGGGCGAUUAUACGUACAAGGUAGACCCCCAGGGCCUACCCCAACUAGUACUUCGGCAAGGAUCAAAGAUCUCUUACCGAAGUGGACCAUGGGACGGUGUUCGUUUCGGUGGAGGUCCUCCACUAAAACAGAACACCACCGUCAUUAAUCCUAUUUUCGUAUACAACACGUUGUCUGUGUACUACACGUUUCUCAACAAUGAUGGUAAUAUCAUUUCCAGGUUUGUGGUGAACCAAUCAGGAUUACUUGAGCACCUCACAUGGAACCAGGGGAGCGGCGAGUGGGUUCCUGUAAUCACACUGCGAGCGGAUUUGUGUGAUACCUAUGAUACUUGUGGGCCUUAUGGGAUUUGCAACACGAACGAUUCACCCACUUGUCAUUGCAUGGAUGGGUUCGUACCCAAAUUCCCAGUGGAGUGGAAUAGGUUGGAUAGGACAGGUGGGUGUGUGGCAAAGACAGAGUUGAAUUGCAGUGUGGCUGCGGGGUUUAGGAGGUUUUCCAGGCUGAAAUUGCCGGACACGUCCCACUUUUUGGUGAAUAGGACGGAGAUAAGUCGGGUGGAUUGCGAAGAGGCUUGUUUGAAGGAUUGUUCUUGUAUGGGUUUUGCUCGAACUGAUAUUAGGGGGUGUGUGGUUUGGUCUGGGGAGUUGCUUGAUAUGAGAGAGUAUAAUGAAGGCGGACAGGAUUUGUAUGUUCGGGUGGCUGCUUCUGAACUCGGCUCCAACAAGGCCAAACGAAGGGCGUUGAUUGCAUCAGUAACGGUCAUUUCAGGGGUUCUUGCAUUGGGUUUAAUCAGCUGGUGUGUUAUUAGGAAGCGGAGGCAGAUUACUGCUCAAAAGAAAGGUCAGAGACUGGAGGUUGCAAGUCAACGGGUCCAAGAAAAUAUUCAAAGUGCAGUGGAGGAGGACCUAGAACUACCUUUAUUUGAUUUGGCCACCAUUUCAACGGCCACUAAUAAUUUCUCCUAUGAAAAUAAGAUUGGAGAAGGUGGAUUUGGUCCUGUUUACAAGGGUCAGCUCUCAACAGGACAAGAAGUGGCAGUUAAGAGACUUGCCAAGACUUCUGGGCAAGGCCUCAAAGAGUUCAAGAAUGAGGUCAUCUUCAUUUCAAAGCUGCAACAUCGGAAUCUGGUCAGGCUGUUGGGAUGUUGCAUUCAUGGAGAAGAACGGAUGUUGAUAUAUGAGUACAUGCCAAAAAUAAGUUUAGAGUUACACAUCUUCAAUCAAACAAGAGGUACAUCGCUAGAUUGGCAAAAGCGCUUUGACAUAAUAGUGGGGAUUGCUCGAGGACUUCUCUAUCUUCACCGGGACUCAAGAUUAAGAAUAAUUCAUAGGGAUCUGAAAGCUAGCAACAUUUUGCUGGACAAAGACAUGAAUCCUAAAAUUUCAGACUUCGGGUUGGCAAGAAUGUUUGGAGAUGAUCAGUCUGAAGAAAAUACAAAUAGGGUUCUUGGAACUUAUGGCUAUAUGUCUCCGGAGUAUGCAAUAGAUGGGCUCUUCUCCGUGAAAUCUGAUGUCUUUAGCUUCGGUGUUUUGGUUUUGGAGAUCGUGAGCGGCAAGAAGAACAGAGGAUUUUACCAUCCUGAUCAUGACCACAACCUUUUGGGACAUGCAUGGAAACUAUGGAACGAAGGAAAACCCUUGAAUCUAGCAGAUGCUAUGAUGGAGGGUCCGAUUCCCACUCCAGAAGUGUUAAGAUGUAUCCAAAUGGCCCUCUUGUGUGUGCAAGACCGUCCUGAAGAUAGACCGACCAUGUCAGUUGUUUUGUUAAUGUUAGAUAGUGAAAAUGCAAUCCUUCCACCUCCUAAACAACCUGGGUUUUACACAGAAAGGUUUACUCCAGAGACGGAUUCUUCGUCAACUGGUAUAUAUCCUCUCGCUUCAAAUGAAGUGACAAUGUCAGCAGUUCAUGGUAGAUAGAUGGGAUUGUUUUCCUAAAACCUUGUAAAGAAACUUCUUCAUAAAUUGUUUUUCAGUAGUUCUACUUUUUC